UAGAGGAGGGACAGGUGCACUGGGCGGGCAGCUCAUGGGGCUGGAGCCAAGGCGGAAGGCUUGUCACUGUGUUCACCCUGCACUGAGCACACAGCACACGUGUGCUGCAGCCCGUGGUGCCCAAAUCCCUGGGAGCUCACAGUCCCAGGGUUGCUGGGUGCAGCCUGUGCGGUGAUGGUUGAUCACCAGUGAGAGGAGGCUGUGAGAGGAGAGCCUGUGAGAGGAGGCUCUGUGGCCUGCAUGUCUCAGCAGCUGCCAUUGAGGACCUGCGGAGGUUGCUGGGGCAGGGCUGGCAUCAGUGCUUUGGACAGCCUGGGGCUGCAGGCCCAGGCAAGACAAGCCCUUAUGCUGGGGUCAGCUGGUCUGGGCGUUGACCUUGCUCUGGGUUGGGCCUGUCGCUGGGAUUUCACCUGCUUUAUUUUGGUUAAUCCUGGUGGAGAGGCCUGUGACUAUCUCCAUUUUAUGGACAGGAAAACAAGCCCAGGGAGGAUGAAGCCUCCUAACUUGGGGAGCAGGGGUGAGGGGUACUCAGGGUUGGCACUGAGGCUGCCGAGGCCCUCCUCCACUGGGCAGGUGGUUCCCCUGCUUUCCCGCCCCAUCCUGUGCUCUAAAACCAGGCAGAGGUUUGGGGCAGCAGAGGUUGGGAGGCCUGUGGCCAUGAGGAAUAAAUCCCCAGGCAGGGUGGUGGGGCCUGGGGUGUCCGUGGCUCUUUCACCAGGAGGAGCCACAGUCCCUCCCUGCCACCAUGGAGUCACCUGCUUUCCGGGCUGGGCAGGGCGGGAAGAGGGUGAACUGGUUCCUCCAUUUCGUGGGGAGCUGGAAAGAGUUACUCGGCUUCCUGGGAGCAGCAUGGGAUUUUCCCAGGGGGCUUAGGAAGGGGUGGCCUGUGGGCAGUGGCUGGACUCCUGCUGCCAUCCUGCCUGUCUGGGGAAGCGGAGUGGUAGCUCUGUCUUAAGAGUCCCGCUCUGGCCCUCACAAGGCAGGAGGCCCUGCAGGGCGCACUGGAAGUCUCGAUGCCCUGUGAUGGUCACUGGCAAAGAAGGAAGGAGUUUUGGGGAAGUCAGUUUUCGGAGUUUUUGGGAAUGGGGCAGUCAGGAUACAGUAGUGUGACUUUCUGAUGCAGGGCAUUAAAAGAGAAACUGAAACUGUGUCCCUUUAGCCUGGCGGGAAAGAGCCCUGUGGUCACCCCCUUUUGGAUUCUUGGUCUCAGAAGCUGAGGUUUGCUGGCGCUGAGAGGUGUGGGUGGGGUGGAGGUGAGGGGAGAAGUGACAAGGAAGGCUGGGCCUGGGAGUCGGAUCUGGCUGGUGCACUCAGCCUCAGGUCCUCGCUGGUCACAUGGCCAUCCUGAGGUCUCCUGGAUCAGGUGGCUGCAGAGAUUAGUAAAGUAAUGGAUACCAAGCCCCCGGCUCUGAGCCUGGCCUAGAGCAGAGUCCUGGUGAGUGAAAGCGAUUCCUGGUGGCCAUGGGAAGCCUCAGUGCUCUGGACCUUCCUACCCAGAGCUCUGAGCCCCUGACUUCAUCCGCAGACAAAUUCUCUGCUCUCAGAUAAAGCCCCUUUUCUGGGCCUCAGAUGAGGCAGAGGUACCCAGGGAGCUGCUGGGGCUCUGCGCCAGGGCCAUUGGCUGUAGGUGUUUCUUGGCAUCUCUGAUCAUCUUCAGCAAAGGAGAGUCUGCAGAGCCAUCCACUCCUUGCGCUUCCUCUGCUCUUCCUGCGGCUCCAGCGCGCCCUCACUCUGGAAGGCGUCCGUCACGCCGUUCUGUGUGCUGAGCCGGUUGUUCUCCGCAGCUGCUGCCAAGGCCAGAGCUGGUUCUUGGGCCCAGUGCCAAGACAACUUGAUUGUCACAGCUCCCCCAAAGCCAAGGAGCGAUGUCGUCCUGGAAGCAAAGCUGCAGGCAGAAUGAAGCCCUGGGAGGAGAUCCCAGCAGUGGUGUUGAGGGUGGAGCCAGAGUGGGGCAGGGGCAGGGGCAGGGGCAGGUUAGGCUUUGCCCCAGGGCUGGGCAGGGUGUAGGUACUUAGGGCUGGAGCAGUUGGCAGCCAGAAGGCUGGGAGGAAGCAGCCUGUCCACUCGUGGUUUGUGUGGUGGCCUGAGGAGCCUCGGGGAGGAGGUCCCUGCGGCCUUGGAGAGAGCAGGAGAGGGGCGGCUCUGGCUGAUUGCACAGGUCAGGGCAGGGUUGCUCUCUGGCCUCCAGCUCUUUGACAGAGGGAAGCGGAGGCUGUGGUCCUGUUUUCCUCUGGGGAUUGAUGUCUUUCUGUACCAUUCGCAUGAAUGGGGAGAUGGGGUCUAGAGAGGAGUUUGAUGUCUCCUUCCAGCCCUCCUGGCUGGCCCUGGGGUCUGCAUGUGCGGGUGGUGGCUUUGCUGGUCCCUCUCCCCAGCCAUCCCCAGAUGCUUGUGUGGUGUCCACGCUUUUCCUGCCACUUACACAGAUGAGCCAAGAGCAGCAGGAAGGGAGGCGCCCACCUGCCCCAGAGGAAGGGACACAGACUCUGCCAGGGCUUCAUGAUGCUGUGGCUUCUUGGAAACGCGUUUCUCUAAAAUGGGAUUGAGGAGAAAAGAUUUUUUUUGAAUGUUCAAAGACAGUGAUAACAUGAAGUCAAAUACAAAAAACUGCCUGAAAUCCCAAAAUAAAGCAAGAACUUCAAAGAUGUUUCAAGACAGCAGCAGACUGAACAGCAUGGGGUGACUCCUCAGACCUGCUCUGCCACCAAGGGGCUGGCUCUCCCACCCUGCUGGCGCCUGGGGGCAGGCAGGGGGAGCCAGUGCUGCUGCUGCAGCCUCUCCUGCCUUCUGGGCGUGGCUCCGGUCUCUGCUGAGCAGGGUAUUAUCGGGGGACCCACGGGGUCAUUGUAGUUUACGAUGUCACCAGUGCCGAGUCCUUUGUCAAUGUCAAGCGGUGGCUUCACGAAAUCAACCAGAACUGUGAUGAUGUGUGCCGAAUAUUAGUGGGCAAUAAGAAUGAUGACCCUGAGCGGAAGGUGGUGGAGACAGAAGAUGCCUACAAAUUUGCCGGGCAGAUGGGGAUCCAGUUGUUCGAGACCAGCGCCAAGGAGAACGUCAACGUGGAAGAGAUGUUCAACUGCAUCACAGAGCUGGUCCUCCGAGCAAAGAAAGACAACCUGGCGAAACAGCAGCAGCAACAACAGAACGACGUGGUGAAGCUUACGAAGAACAGUAAACGAAAGAAACGAUGCUGCUAAUGCCGCCCAGUCCACUGCAGAGACUGCACUGCGGUCCCUCCCCCAGCCCGAGGUCCGCGGGGGUUCCUCGGGGGACAGUCUCAGUUUUGUGCCGUUAUUUAAAGAAUUCUCUCCAUGUUUUUGUAUCGGGAGGCGCCAUCGGCACUUCCUCUCCCUCCCCCCUCGAGUGCCAAGAAGGUGUUGGACCAGCCCGCCCUCCCCUACCGGUGCCCCCUUCUCCCCGGCCAAGGCGCCUGGACCUGGCAAGGACGCUGCCAGCCGAGCAGACUGAUUCGCAGAGUCUGUACAUAGUGUAUAUUGCUCUACCCGGCCACAUACCGUGUCCUGCUCUGGCUUUUGCCUCCUUGAUGCCAGCCUGCUGCAACGGACCCUCCCUUCGCCCCUCCCCAGCCCAUCUUACUACAAGCAGCGUCCUGAGGAGACAGCGUCAUGUUCUAGCAGCAUCCUUGGCCAGCCUGCGCCAGUGGAGUGGGCUCCGUGUUGCUCAUUCUCUCCGACAGGCUGUCAGCUUCUGUCCCUGGCACGCAGGGUCUUGCCCCCUCUCCGGGGCCUGUGCCAGCUCCCUUCCCUCCCUGUUCUCCUGCCCCCACAGCCAUUCUGAGAGCUGGGGAACCCAGCCUCAAGGUCCUGCGGUUCCAGAAGUGGUCAGUCUUGCCCCUUGGCCAACAGAUUUCUUGUCCUGCCUUCUAGAUGCUUCUGAGCUCCAAACCCAGGGGAGCCAUGGCUUCUCAUUUCUACCAAGAGGUUUCGGUUCCAUCAGAAAGGUUGGGGUAGGUUCGUGCAGAGAUGGGGCUGGCAUGGGGGCUGCAGAAGCAGUAUUUUAACAGAUCAAGAGAAUGAAGCCAGAUCAGUGAAUUAAGUUCCUCACAAUUAUUUUCUUUCCCUGAGGUUUGAUUGGCAGAGCAGCAAAAGUUGGGGCAAACCCACUUUGUGUCCACUGUUUUUAGAAAAACAAAAACAAAAACAAAAACGAAUGGCUUCCUGCCAUUGUGGGGCUGGGCUCUCAUGCCUGGGGCCUCUGGGCUGGGACCGUGGACAGCCCCCAGUCAUUGUCCUAAUCUUUGUCAGGACAAAGGUAGCAAGGGGAUUUCCUGGCAGAUGGGAAGGAAUGGCUGGGGUGGUCAGUUUUGACCCCUAGUCCCCUGGAGAAAAACCAGGGUCAUCUGCACUUGAUGACUGUGUCCCCGGCCCGAACACCUCAUUACCCUUUCCCCUACAGGGAUCAAGUGACCUGGGAAGAACUGAUUCCAGGAUGUGUUUCCUUAGAUUUCCUUUCCUAGGUGAUUUCCAGGCAGAGCCCUGAUUGGACAAUCACAUCACAGAUCUCACUGCAGUUUCCAUGUUAGCACUGUGGAUGGGUUUUUAAUCAAUAAAAACUGGGGGUUUCUUCUCACCCGUCUCUCCACGUGCCCAAACUGCCAAAAGCUGGUGGUUCUGGGACAGGCCUUCACUUUGGAGCCACAAGAUGGGGUGGGGGAGCUCCGUGGGCCUGGGAAGGAGGGUACUAUGGAGGGGCUGCAGAGAUGACAAGCAGGCAGCCUCAUCUGGUCUGGGGGUGGCAGAAGUGGGGUCUCCGUCCUUGUGACUGUUCUGGUUGGCCAUGGGCCCUGUGAGGAUGUGUGGUGCUUGGGGGCUCCUGUGCUGGUGGGUGGGGGGCAUGCUUGCCUCUGAGUGAUCAAGCGAGGCCAGCAGGGGUGUGCUUGCAAAUUCAAGCAAUAAGUUAGGGGGGGUUGGUCCUGGGAGCUUCCAGCCCAGGCUAGGAGCCCCCAUGGCUUCUGGCAGCUGGACGUCCAGCCCCAGGUGGUAGGGUGAUUUUGGUCAUGGCAAUGUGCCUGUCCCACUGUUACACGCAUGAAUGGGGGUUACGGGGUGGGGGUGGGGAAUCAGGGCUGGACCGACGUCCUAGUGGACCUGUUGUGAAAUUCCUGUCAAACACCACCACUUUUAAAUGGUUUGCUAGGAUUAUUUCUGUAUUGAAAGUUUCUAAUUAUGCUUUUUAAAAAAAUACUAAAAAUAAAGGUUCAAGCUGCCAAAUUUU
Messenger RNA from Saimiri boliviensis boliviensis (Bolivian squirrel monkey), 5232 nucleotides. Lineage: Eukaryota; Metazoa; Chordata; Mammalia; Primates; Cebidae. The record is from RefSeq and is a predicted model, not a curated record.